ACAUUUGAAAGGUUUUGAGGAAUUUGUGGAACAACAACCUUCUGUCAGUGCGUGUUCUUGGGUGGGAAACAGUGUUUUGUCCAGGAAAUCGUUCACGUAGGAGAUGAAGAGACAGAGUUUAAGACUUCCUCCACCCUUGGCUUACGCCAAGAUUCAGAAUUUCAGUAAAACAAGUUUGCUUUUCUAUAUAAAAUGCCUUCAUAAAAUCAUCACGCACGAGAGGGGAGUUCUAUUUGCCUUCCGGAAGAAGAACAGGAAACUGGAAGCCAAAGUAAAAGCAUUGCAGAGGCAGGAACGAACUCCAGAGAAGGAAUCUGAGACGCCUGAGGAUCCUCUGAAGUUUGUGCAGGAAAUAAAGUCUGUAGCUGAAGAGGCUCAGCGAGUUGCGGGAUUUGUGUAUGAACCAGUGUCUGGACUUUACUACGACAACAAGACAGGAUAUUACUACAAUGCCGAGCUGAGGCUGUAUUACGAUGGGAAUACUGGGAUAUACUAUUCUUACGAUACAGCUACCAAUCAGUUCCUGUACCAUUCCCAAGUGUACACGGAUGGGAAAGAGAAGGACGUGGUGUCCUUGAUCAAGGAGGUUUCAGGGGAGAAGUCGGAAAAGAAGGAAAAGCGCUCGGGUCGGAGGAGGCACAAAAGAAGGAGGAAAUCUCCGGAGAAAGUGGAGAAGCCAAAGGAAGACCAGGAGAUUGAGGAAGGAGAACUGCCGAGUUCAGCUGAGGAGUCGGAGGAGGAGGAGAAGCUCCAGGGAGAAGCUGUACACUAUGCUCCAUCAUUGAGAUUAAUUGUCCAGGAAAGUGCAGUUGAGGAUCUCACUCCUGGAACUCUCUUCGUGAUCACCUGCAAAGGCGGAAGUCUUGGCAGGGAAGGUCAACAUGAUAUCCUCAUCCCAGAUCUCAAUGUCUCAAAGCAUCAUCUUCGGUUUUCAUACGACGACUCCAAAUCCAGCUACCAGAUCAUCGACAUGGGCUCCACAAAUGGCACAAUCCUCAACGGGCAACGGAUGACUACGUCCAAGAGGGAGUCUGAUCCCGUAGAUCUUCUCCAUGACAGUGUCAUCGAACUGUCCGGAACGCGACUGCUAUGCCACAUUCACGGAGGCAUGGAAGCCUGCGAUGACUGCCAUCCAGGACUCAUCAAGAAAUCCUGCCCCAGCUCCUCAGAAGAAGCCGCCAAAGGUCAAUCCUUGGAGCAGUCUCGAUGGCAGAUUCAGAAGCGCCUGCAGAAGAAGUACGGCCUGACCACGGAGAAGUACCAGGAACCCAAAGGAUUUGCCGAGGAAUAUGUGGACAGAGCAGCUACCCGAAGGGAGACCGUGGGGAGUUCCCACGAAAGUGAAAAGACAGAAGUGGCUUCAACGGAGUGGGCAAUCUCCAGGAAGAACAAAGGUUUCAAGCUUCUCUCGCAGAUGGGCUGGAGUGAGGGUCAGACUCUGGGAAAUUCAGAGGAAGCUCUCAAGGAACCCAUCUCGGUGGUUGGGAAUCAGGGAACGGCAGGGCUUGGGUACGGCAGUUGAUCUCCCGAAGAAUAAAACGUCUUCCUUGGGGAACUGUCCGGGAACCAUUUAGAAUUGUUACAGAAUUUAAUUAAAUAGAACAAAAACUGUAAAA
Molecule: messenger RNA, 1616 nt
Organism: Phlebotomus papatasi
Lineage: Eukaryota; Metazoa; Arthropoda; Insecta; Diptera; Psychodidae
Product: angiogenic factor with G patch and FHA domains 1
Exons: 2
Coding region: 104-1522 (472 amino acids)
Molecular function (GO): nucleic acid binding; protein binding
Source: RefSeq, a predicted model, not a curated record